AUGUCUGAAAAUAGCGAGAAAUUAUCCGCCUGUCCAUUCUGCAAUUUGAGUGCGUCAGUCUUUGAGCCAAAAAGCCACAUAACGGCAUUUGCUCACUGGUCUACAGCGGAAAAUUCGAAAGUGACACAUCGAAAGGCCCAUGAUCACAUAUCAGAACACCUCAGACUCAUAGCACAUGAGUCUCUACCUCCCGCCCUUCCAACACCUCAACCAAGAUCGCUACGCAGCUUCAAGAUUGCCAUCAUCUCUGGUAGCUCUCUCACUGGUAGAGCUGUGCAUAGUCUUUUCAAUGAAGACUCAAACAUGGACCACGUUUUUCAAAAACGGAUCGAUGAUACGAAAUCCUACUCUCUUGCCGCCAUCGGUCGUCAUAAUGUGGUUCUUGUUCGAAUUAUAGUGAUUGGCAAACUUGAACUAGGAACACUGGUUUCGGAUAUUCGCAAAAGCUUCCCUUGCAUGGAGCUCUUCAUGAUAGCCGAUUCGUACCACAGAAUCCAGUCGGUUCGAGAUGCUGAGAUUAGUUUCGGUGAUGUUAUUGUCGGGGAUAGAGUGGAAGGAAACAGCUUGAUGAGAGAUCAACGCCCCUGCCUUUCGGAUUUAAAUCGGAACCCUGGAGCAAGGGUACGGUCUCUACUGGCCAAGAUGAGAACGCCCCAAGUUCGAAAGAUGGUGCAGCACAGAAUGUCCACCAACCUUGAAGUUCUUAGCAAAUAUCAGUCACUGGCCGCUACUUACCGUAGCACUGAACAUAGCAAGGGUGUGAUCCAGAUACCCCACAGAAGGGAGGAUCAUACGAAUGUCUUCAAUACUUACAAGCCUGAGAGACAGUCUAAUGGGGCUCCAGAGCCUCAUUUCCAUUUCGAUUCCGUUGACAACCCAUUACCAGUCCGGGUUGUUGAGAGUGACGACAUCGACUUUGACAAGGACCAAAGAGGAGAUUCAUUUGAAUCACUCCCCUGCCUACUUAUCGAAAGUACUUGUAAUUAUAUCGCCAAUCGGCAGAAGACUGACGAGCGGAAUGCUUACGCUGCGGCCACUGCGGCAGCCUUUGUAUCUGCCAUUCUAGAUUUGUGGAAUUAUAUGCCUCCAACAGAGAUUCCAGCAAUCUAUGCUCCUGUACAUCAUAUUCCCAUCCCUAAGAACGAAGAUUUUGUGGAACGCAAACCAUCUAUGAAGGCCCUUCAAGACAAACUCUUCAGAGAUAAUACAGAACAGGUCACCAUAUAUGGGUCGGAUGGCAGUGGCAAGACCCAGCUCGCCCUUUGGCUGGCGUACUGGGUGAAGGACAAUCUCACGAAUUAUUCUGUCUUUUGGGCUUCAGCCAUGAGUAAAGACGCGUUUGAGCAGGAUUGCCAUAAAAUUAUGGAGAGUCUCGGCUACCGAUGUACAAGUGGCGAUGAUCCCAGAGUGGUACUACAGAGCUAUCUCAACUCUUACCGCUCAGGGAGGUGGAUAUUAAUACUUGACGAGGCAAGUGAUGAAGAUCUGACAUACGGGCAUUAUGCUCCUUUUCUGAUGAGCGAAUUCCUCCCAAACAGCCGCAAUGGACAGAUCCUUGUCACAACUGAAUCUACGAAAGUGGCUCGGGUAGGAGAUGCUAUAGUCACAUUGUCUUACAUGACUCUCGACGAGUCAUUCAAUCUCCUCAGUAGGUCUCUGGUCACUAAGUCACAUGAUCAGGACCUCGUGAGAGAGCUUUCGAUGUUUAUUCCACAUCAACCUUUGGACAUCUCACUGGCCGCAGCCUACAUUAACAUCAACGAGGCUCCCAUCAGCUCCUACCUUAAACUCUUGGAGGAUAGCUUCCUUGGCAUGUUUGAUACGCAACUGCAAUUAUGUAGCCCCUUCGACGUGUCUUUCGAAUACAUUGUGAAAAAUCAUGUUGUCGGUGCAAGAGUAUUGUUAUUUCUUUCCUUCUUCAAACGGAACACCAUUCACACCUCAAUCCUCCCGGGUGUAGAUGACGCUGUUGAGUUCAAAGUGGCCAUGCAAUCGCUUUAUAAAUAUGGGUUUCUGGCGAAGAAACACGAUGGUGGCAUACUGGAUAUUCACAGUCACAUUCAUCGAGCAACCCAGCUAUGGACACAGAAGCGACAAGUUGCAGUUAGUUCCCGAGGGGCUGUUGCUCAUUACUUUGCAGAGCUCCUCGCAACUGAUAUCUUGGGAACCCUACUGUCGCGGGAACAGUUUCUCAUGGACAUUCUGCAGCUUCUGGCAGGCGCAGAACAUUUCCAUCGUGGUAUAUGUGACCUUGGCUACCAAGUGGGGCUGUAUCUUCAUCAAAAGGGACGUGUCGAAGAGGCCAUUGAGCUCUUUGAGAGACUUCUUGGCUCCCAGAAGGAUGCUUUAUCUGAAGAUGAGGCAUAUUAUCUGACGUUGGAGUUCGAGUUAGCUGGACUAUAUCGGUCAAACGCACAGACGCAGAAAGCUAUCGAUCUACUGGAGCAUGUCGCUACGACUAGGGACAGGACAUUGGAGGAAAGCAACCCGGACCGUUUAGAAUCACAGACCGAGCUGGCGGGGGUAUAUCAAGAAAAUGGCCAGCAUGAGCAAGCUACCAAGAUACUAGAACAUCUGGCUGCAGUUAGGAAGAGGAUUGACUCUGAGGAUAGCCCUGAUCUGCUGGAGCUUCAACACCAGCUUGCAAACGCGUACUUGUCUACAGACAGGUUGGAUGAAGGCAAUAAACUACUGGAGCAUGUCAAUGCAGUUAAGGGAAGAUCAUCGUGGGAUGUGCAUUCAGAACAGGAGAUAUAG
This is a messenger RNA of Fusarium pseudograminearum CS3096, 2757 nucleotides long. RefSeq lists its product as uncharacterized. The transcript has 3 exons. Gene Ontology annotation, molecular function: ADP binding; protein binding. The record is from RefSeq and is a predicted model, not a curated record. The coding region runs from base 1 to 2757 and encodes 918 amino acids. Lineage: Eukaryota; Fungi; Ascomycota; Sordariomycetes; Hypocreales; Nectriaceae.